ACAAAACCAAACAUCCUUAGUUGAUUCAACAAUAAACAUAGUGAAACGAGAUGAAAUUGCAUACGCAAAACGACUCAACCUAAUUGAAAGUCAAAUGAAUGCAAUAAUACAAGAUAAAUAUCACUGGUACAUCACGCUGACAUCACAACUUACGUUGCUCGCUGCUAAUUUACAACGAAUGCAGAAUGAAAUCAUCAAGGUGUUAACAGACGUGCGCCACAACACUAUUAGUCCACUUCUAUUAUCACCACGACAACUAAAGGAGCAAUGUAAUCAAAUAAGGGAUCAUUUGAAGCCUGAUCAAAUGCUACCUAUUAGCCAAGAAAACAUACUCAUGGCAUACAAACUGAUGCAAGCUGAAGGCACCAUAGUAGAUAAUCAUGUGAUUAUAAAAAUAACAGUACCAUUAAUAUCGGCACAGGUAUUGGACAUAUACAAAUUAAUACCGAUCCCAGCUGCAAAUAUAUAUGGAUUUCAUCUGUUCAAAAUUAAAACACCAUUCAUUGCAAUUAACAACUAUCGAGAUAAGUUUGUUGAUAUGACGACGGAAGACAUAGCAAAUUGUCGUCCAAGAUCGAUAAAUGAUUUCAUUUGUCACAGCAAGCAAUCAAUGUUCUCUACAGAAAUGAGCUGCGAAAUGCAACUAUUCCAUAAUAAAACAGACACUUCAUGUCAUCUGGAAAUCACAAAUAAAACGUUCAUUUGGCAAGAGAUGCAUAAAAGGAAUCAAUGGAUUUUUGCGACAAGGACGCCAAUAAAACUCUCAGCUGUUUGCACCGAUGGAACAUCAGAUAUCUGGUUACGCAACACGGGGCUACUGACAGCAAAAGCAGGAUGCACCAUACGCAACUCCCUAAUAACAGUAAUCAGUCAAACUGGUAUAAAAACAUCGACGUUCACCUCAUACGCCCGUUUUGGAGAAAUCGAUGGUAACAAUACAACGGUUAAAAGACAAAAUAUUACCUCCAGGAAAACAAAUAAAUUUGGUUAUACCGAACUACUGGAUCUUCAACGGGAUCUCGUACUAAACCGAAGACUCAGACUACCACAUAGACUUGAGACGAUCAAGCAUCACCACAUCGCAAUGUACAUCGGCCUAACAUUCAUCAUAUUAAUAUUGACCAUUCACUGGGUAAGAAAAUGUUACAAGAGAGACAACCGACCACAUCAAGUCCAGAUACCAGCGGUGGCAAUGAGGAAAACUGAUACGACUUCGAGUCCGCCGUUCACCAUUAAUAUCGAUGAUUGUUGAAACUGCGUUCAACGGCCGGGAGGAUGUACGAUUUCGAGACAAGCAAAAUCGUACGCUGCAGAUAGAUAACAGGUAGUCCUAUACAAACAGGCACCGCUGCGUAUUUACGACUUCACACCAUCUGUCAGCACGCAUGAUUUGACCUGCAUGCGUCAUAAUCUUAAGCGAUAUAAGAUAAGGUUAUCCUACUUUACAACUGUUCAGACUAUUAAACUAUGAGAUAACUAUUGAUUAUCAGGCUACCCACUGUAAACCAUAAACAGAUAAGAAUUUGACCUAA
Drosophila sulfurigaster albostrigata is the source of this 1532-nucleotide messenger RNA. RefSeq lists its product as uncharacterized. The coding region runs from base 95 to 1252 and encodes 385 amino acids. NCBI's taxonomy places the organism in Eukaryota, Metazoa, Arthropoda, Insecta, Diptera, Drosophilidae. The record is from RefSeq and is a predicted model, not a curated record. The transcript has a single exon.